Molecule: messenger RNA, 1854 nt
Organism: Truncatella angustata
Lineage: Eukaryota; Fungi; Ascomycota; Sordariomycetes; Amphisphaeriales; Sporocadaceae
Product: amino acid transporter-like protein
Exons: 2
Coding region: 1-1854 (617 amino acids)
Biological process (GO): amino acid transmembrane transport
Cellular component (GO): membrane
Molecular function (GO): L-amino acid transmembrane transporter activity
Source: RefSeq, a predicted model, not a curated record
AUGCCAGCUCUCUACUCCUCUGGUCUUCAACCCAGCGCGCGGGACUCCCUCGAACUGGCGUCGCUGGCAUCUUCGAGUCAAGGAGGAAUCGACACCUACUCAGACACCGACUCGCGACCCUCGAUAUCAUCUUCGAGAAAGCUCUCCCUCGAACAGGACGACCCACUCGACGACAAUAACCCUGCUGUGAGGCCCGGUGGCGGCUAUGGACAUGGCCGCACCUACUCGAACGCCUCUAACUUCGACUAUGCCGCAAACCUAUUCCCCCUGUCUUCCUCGGCAGGCAAUGGUUAUGCGCCCCUGGGAGCGCCCACUUCAGCAGCGCGACAGGCUGGCGGCUUGGGAGGAGCAUCGCUUGAAAAACACAAGACUCUCACAUAUAUGAACGGUCUGAGCUUGAUCGUGGGUCUGAUUAUUGGCUCCGGCAUCUUCUCGUCCCCGAGCCAAGUCAAUACAAAUGUUGGGUCCCCGGGAGCAGCCCUCAUCGUAUGGGUCAUAGCUGGUGUUCUUGCCUGGACUGGAGCAGCGAGCUAUGCCGAGCUGGGUGGUGCUAUCCCACUGAACGGAGGGCCACAGGCAUAUCUGAGCAAGAUCAUGGGGGAGCUCUCCGGCUUCCUCUUCACAUGGGUUGCUGUUCUGGUGCUAAGGCCUGGAAGCGCUGCCAUCAUUGCCAUUAUCAUGGGUGAGUACUUGGUGCGGGCUGCCAUUGGGGCCGAGGCCGAGACCAUAAACCCCUGGGUCAACAAGGGCGUCGCCCUCGUCGGACUCUUUGCCGUCACCUUCAUCAAUGCCCUGUCGACCCGCCUGGGUACCCGGCUCAACGAUAUGCUCAUGUUCCUCAAAUUCUUUGCCCUUAUUGGCGUCACUAUUGUUGGAAUAGUAGUGGCUCUCACCGGCUUUUCUGUCACUGGAACUGCCAACGAGGAUUGGAAGACCCACUCGUGGUUCGAGGGAACCACCACAGACGUUAGCAAGUGGGCGGUCGCAAUCUACGCAGGCUUAUGGGCAUACGAUGGGUGGGACAACACCAACUACGUUGUAGGAGAAUUCCGCAAUCCUGGGCGUGAUCUUCCCCGUGUUAUCCACACGGCAAUGCCGCUGGUUAUUGCGAGCUACGUAUUGGCCAAUGUUGCUUACUUUUUUGUCUUGCCGAUUUCCACCAUCAACGUGACAAACACGGUGGCUGUGGCCUUCGGAGGCAAGGUCUUUGGUCCCAUUGGCGCCCUUAUUCUCUCCAUCAUCGUAAGCGCUUCAUGUUUCGGCGCGCUCAACUCGCAAACCUUUACCAGCAGCCGUCUUGUCUACGUAGCUGGCAAGGAAGGCUAUUUCCCUGCCCUCUUUGGACGUAUCGGUGUAAGAUCGACGGAGCCUGGUUUGUCGUCGACAAGAACGAGGAACUGGUUCAUGAAGCGCUUGCAUAACAUGAUUGGCGAUGACGACACUGGUCUGUUCUUUACACCUGUGAAUGCGAUUGUCUUGAAUGGACUUCUUUCUGUCGCCUACAUCGCUGUGGGCGAAUUUGGCGAGCUCAUCACCUUUUAUGGAGUCGCCGGCUAUACGUUUUACUUUUUGACCGUCCUGGGGCUCAUCAUUCUUCGUGUCAAGGAGCCAAACUUGGAACGACCGUACAAGACCUGGAUUACGACGCCUAUCAUAUUCUGCUGCGUGAGCUUAUUUUUGCUUAGCAGAGCUGUUUUCGCACAGCCUCUGAAGACAUUGAUCGUCGUCGCUUUUGUCUUGGUGGGUAUUCCUGUGUACUUCUGGAGAAUGCACGGACGGGACCAAGUCACGAAACGAGAAUUACGAGGAGAGUCAAGGCCCGGAUGGAAAUUUUGGAAACGAUGGCAAAACUAG